AUGCUUUCAGGAAUACAUACUGUGGCAGAUAUUUUUUGCUGUUGUUGUGGUCAAAUAAUUGGCUGGAAAUAUGAAUCUGCACACGAGAAGAGUCAAAAGUAUAAGGAAGGGAAGUUUGUUCUUGAAAGAGGAAGGAUUGUCGAUGACGUUGAUUUCUCCGCUGAAUUCUACAUCGACAGUCGUGCCAGCAUGAGUGAUGGUGAAGAUUCUUAA
This is a messenger RNA of Sphenostylis stenocarpa, 213 nucleotides long. The record is from the annotation of a GenBank genome assembly. NCBI's taxonomy places the organism in Eukaryota, Viridiplantae, Streptophyta, Magnoliopsida, Fabales, Fabaceae.